CCUGAGAGGAGGUAGUGAAGGCACCGUUUUCCCUGGGUUUAUGUUUUCUCUGUGAGAGUGGCCUCCAUAGCGACACAGAUAACAAGUCAUUCCCACGAUACCACUAUACCAAGCUGUUGCCCCAUCUCUUACCUGAAAUGUCGGACAAAAGAGAAGUCAACGAGAGUCAUUCAGCUUCGAUCGUCUAUGAUGUCUACGAACGGAAUCAAAACAAAGGACCACCACCUGCUUCUCCUUAUGGUGCUACAGCGCCAAAUGUGAGCUAUGCACCGAUGAUUGCCUCGGGUGCACCACCGUCGUACGUGGAGAGCCUGAGUCAUCAAGUUGUUGCAGGGCCUGGUGUACCACAUCAGUUUUCUUCGCCAUAUGUGACUCAAGCCAGUGCUGCAGCAGCCUCUGCUGCACAGUUGCAGAAUUAUAAGGAUUAUUAUCUCAAGCUUCAUCUUCGCUCCAUGCUACAAUCACAUGGUGAAGUACAAGCUGACACUAUACCUCCCUCCUCAUCACUACUACAGUAUGAGGAUGUAUAUCCACUUCAACUGUCAGAAAUGCUACAGAGCAUGGCAGCUGCUCAGCAGGCUCAGAAACUAGCCUAUUCCCAGCAGGCUUAUCAGCAGCAGCAGACAGCCCUUUACAUGCAGCAGCAACAGCAGUUGUAUCUCCAGCAACUACAAGGAUACUAUCAACCUCAUGCCCCACCACCAGGAGCAGGUGCUGCACAAGUUCCCGGUCUGCAGCCUGGCCAGAAUGUUUUGAUUAUGCCUUUUUUUCAGAAUGGUUAUGAUUCUGGGGCCCGUUUUGAUGGCAUUGCUCAACCCUCCAUCCCUCCACCUCCACCAGGCAUUGCCCCUAAUGCUGCUCAGUUAGCUGCUGCAUCUGGGACACAGGUCUCAAUGACCCAGAAGAAGGGUUCCUUUUUAAAUGGUGGCUCAGGUGGAGGCUACACUUUCUUUUAAGUAUAAUUUGAAGGAAUAUUUUUUUCUCCACUGAAGGUGUAUUGGUUUCAUAUCUUAGGUCUGCAGUUAGCAAGGCAAAUGACACACAGGGUUGCAAAUAAAACAAUGGGUUUUCAAUGUUUAAAUAUUAUAGAUAAUUUUCAAGUUUAGUAUUUGAUAAUCAAUUGUUGUUCACUGAGAUUAAAUUUUUACAAUGUGUCUACAGAUAUUAAAUUUAAAGAGGUUCCAUUAGAAAAUUUUCUUUUAACACAAAUUGUUCCAGUACAAUUGGAAGGAGUGUGGAGCAGCAGUGUCUGUGACGUGCCCCGUAUGGAUUAUCAGGUUAACAGGUUAAUAUCUUCAAUGUCUCCCCUUCUAAAUCCCCUAGGGAUUAAAGCAGUCAGUCCUCUUAGACACUGAUUUGAUUAACCUGCAUGCAUAUUUGUUGUAGAGUGAGAUGUUGACAUCAUGGUCUGAAAGUAGUAGUCAGGCACCCCUGUAGGGGAUCUCCUUGGUUCAAGUGAUAUCUGGUGUCAUUGCCUGAUUUUUAGAAUGCUGUUUAAGUCUUGACGUUAGAAGGGUUUAAAAGGGUUUUCAAGAUUUUUGAGAGUAAAAUUGGUACUUUUAUUUUAAUUAUUUUUUUUAGCAAAUUAUUUUGUAUACAUUGCAUAACAUUAAAAGAUGUGAUUAUUUUCUUGCUAUAUUUAUCAAGUAAGAAUUUUCUAGUGUAAUACUACGUUCAUUUGUGCAGUGUAGAACAUGUAUGAUCACUCAUUGUGUAUUCUUUCAAUAUUGUUAUCUGUUGUUAUUAUUUCCUGAUUAUUUUUUAUUCACAACAAUAUUGAGGUAAAGAUUUUAUUUUGUCAUGUUAAGAUAUAGUAGUUUAAAUAAUUGAAGGCCAUAGUAAUAUUUUCCAAGAUUCUUUCUAUAUUGCAAUAUUCAUAAUGCAGAAACAUAUUUUCAUAGGUCUUCCUUGAAAGUAUGAUUUGUAAUCGUUUCUUUGAAAGGAAUAUGUACAUUCUUAAUAUGAUCUUCCCAAAUUGUUUAGUUCAUCGAAUAGUGUCUAUAUUGUCUUGUAAUGUAAAUAAUAGUCUUGUUAAAAUUAUCAGUACGUACCAUCAGAUUAGAAAUUUGGUCAAUUAGUAGGUCUUGUUGCUGUUAAGAAAGUUUAAUAGCAUAUAUUCUGUAUAGAAAUAACAGGAAUUAAAUUUUGUAAAAGGAAUCCUCACUUUUCUACUGUACUUUGGAAGACAGCACAUUGCAGCCUUUGUUUCAUUAUUAUACAUAAACAAUGGCAAUUCUAAUUUUUUUGUGGGUUAGGAUUCUCGUUUUUCACACCCAGGGCUUAAAUACCAACGCACAUACAUAUUCAAUAAUAUGACAAUGAUACAUACUAAUCAUGAAAUUGUAUGUAUGUAUUUUUGUAUAUACAUGUAUUAUGUAUGUAAAUAUACUAGGAAGUGAUAGAUAAAUAACUAUCAUUCCACUUAUUUUAGGGAUUCUCUAGUCCAAGAAAAGCACAUGUUGUGGACCUUUCAAGAAUCCCUUCUCAAUUCUGGUCAGGGUGCUCUUGUAAAAUGGAGUGACGUGUGAAAUCCGUGUGCCAGUGACCAAGAAGACUGAAUCAUCUGUUGUAUUUACUUGCGUGUGUGUGAACAUUGCAUUGAAUAUUAGCCCAGUUGUAUUGACUAGGAUGUGCGUGUGGUAUCUGUAUUGUAAGGAGUGGUUAGAGAAAGUUUUAAGACAGAGUAUAUUCUCUGUUGUUAUAUAGCUAUUCCUUAGUACAUGAGUAAUGGGAAUUUUGUAUGCUAUGGCAUUAUUAUUCCUAUUUGUAUUAAUCACUGCUAACUUGAUGUAUUCUUACUAAUUAAUAGUUUUGAAUCUAAGAAAUGUACUAUAAUCAUUAGAUAUUGCAAUUGUAUGGUAAUUCUUAUGAACAAUAAAAAGAUUGACAAA
Cherax quadricarinatus is the source of this 2891-nucleotide messenger RNA. Lineage: Eukaryota; Metazoa; Arthropoda; Malacostraca; Decapoda; Parastacidae. The record is from RefSeq and is a predicted model, not a curated record.